Messenger RNA from Cicer arietinum (chickpea), 1367 nucleotides. RefSeq lists its product as uncharacterized. The record is from RefSeq and is a predicted model, not a curated record. Lineage: Eukaryota; Viridiplantae; Streptophyta; Magnoliopsida; Fabales; Fabaceae.
ACUGUAAUCACAUAACCAUAAUAAACUCAAUUUCAAAUCAUAAGUCCCCUUUUUUUUUGACUAAUUCAAAUCACAUAAGCCUUAGAGAGCAGAAAACAGCAACUUUUGAGACCACACAAUACAACCUAGUAGUCCUAAAACUAAAGCUACCUCCUAUCAAGUAGUACGUAUCACCCUAGCUACUUAUUGUUUUUGGUAAACCAUUUAUUUCAAAACGUCAAGAUUACCGUUCUUAAACUAUAUUCUCAAUAAUUAAAGCUACCUUCUUGAGCACUUUUUUUCUUCCUCACACCCCCCACUCUAAUGCAAUUCCUUCCCCACUCUUCUACAACAAAUUCCCAUUUACAAAUCCCAUAAAAACAGUAUCUUUAUACUUUACCGGGAUCUGGGUCUCUUUCAAUUUUUCUGAAAGACAAAGUAGAGAUUGUCUUCCACUCACAUUUAAAGCAGAACAAAAAUAAAAGACUUUGUUAUAUGUGAAGAUCAAGUGUUGUUUUUCAAUCAUUGUGUUGUACUACAGUCAAAUUAAGCGUUUGUGAUUGAUCCUUUUAAGGUAGUAACUUCUAUAUUUGAUAUUUGAGAGCACCCAAUAAGACCAAAACCUCAAAUGCUUUUGUUCUUGAGAAUUACCACAAAAGAUUGCUGAAGUGAGUGGUAAGUUUGUUGGGUUUGUGAUGAGGGUUCAUCAUCAAAAGGAACCAAGGCAAUGGCCUUAUGGUGUUUUUAAGUGGGUUUUGGUUUGGAUGAGUGUUUGCUUCUUUGUAUUCACAAUUGGACCACCAUCACGCUGGCGUUUGAAGGAAUCUCCAUGUCCUAAAUGUGAUUGUUACUGCUCUUCAGCAGAAUAUCCCACCAGUUCUUUGGACUGUGGGAAACAUGAUCCAGCAAUGAUUGAGGAAAUGAAUAAGGAUCCACUGACAAUAUUAUCAGAGGAGUUGAGGUUGCAGAAAAUUGUAGCCAAUGAAACCUUGGAACACACCAAAAGAUUAGUAAUAAAUGCCAGAAAUACCUUUUCACAAUACAAAAAAGAAGCAGAAAAGUGCAACCUAGGGAUGGAAACUUGUGAAGAAGAAAGGGAGAGGGCAGAGGCAGAGGUUGUUGAAGAGCGCAGGUUGACAGCAUUAUGGGAAAAUCGAGCUCGUGCCUAUGGGUGGAAGGAGAGGAGAAGAACAAGCUUAAGAAGUUAACUACUAACUAGUAUCAUUACUUCAUGUCAAUGCUUCAUUGUAGCGCAGUAGAUUUUAUUAUAGCCAAUGCACAAAAGAUUCAUGUGAUUAUUAACCAAUAUGCCUUAAAACUAAAUUUGUAUUUUGUUGCAUUCCAUUUAACGGCAGGAAGACAAUGAGUUAAUGCACGUUUUCCUCAUA